UGACCGUGAUGGCGGCCCCGGUGGGCGAGCGGUGCCGCCGGCAGCGCACGGCGCGGCGGAUGGUGAUGUGGUAAAUGUAGCCAAGCUCUUCUCUACCUAGGAGACAUUCUCCCCUGAGGAGCAGUUCCCUUCUGCUGGACAUGCUCACAGAACUGCACAGCCAUGGACCUCAAGGAGAAGUGUCAGGAUGAGAUGACCUCAAGUUUGGGCCUUACCACAAAGAAGGCCCUCACAAUCCUGAGAGACCAGCUGUCAGCACUGCUGGAGGGGCAUCAGAAGGAACGGAAAAAAGUGACUUCAUGGAAGGAGGUGUGGAGGAGCAGUUUUCUCUACCAUGGUAACCGCUGCUCCUGUUUCCACUGGCCUGGUGCAUCUCUGAUGCUGCUGGCGGUGCUGCUGCUGCUGUGCUGCUAUGGGAGCCAGCCACAGGGGAGCCAAGGUGCUGAGAUAGUUAAUGCACUGGCACUCUUCCUCCUGCUCCUCUUGGAUCUCCUCAUGAUCGGCCGUCAGGAGAGGCUGAAGUGCAGAGAGGUGGAGAGGAGACUCCAGACAAUUGUUGAUAAGAUAAACGAUACACUUGGCAAGGAGGUGAAAUGGCCAGACUCCAUGUACCCUGACCUUCACAUGCCUUAUGCCCCAUCCUGGUCCCUUCACUGGGCCUACAGGGAUGGGCAUCUUGUCAACCUGCCCGUGAGCCUCUUGGUGGAAGGAGAUGUCGUUGCUUUGAGGCCAGGCCAGGAGUCAUUUGCUUCUCUGAGAGGGAUUAAGGAUGAUGAGCACAUAGUUCUGGAGCCAGGAGAUCUGUUUCCACCUUUCUCACCCCCGCCCUCCCCAAGGGGAGAAGUGAAGAAGGGACCUCAGAACCCUCAGCUGUAUCGUCUCUUCCGUGUCUUGAAGACCCCAAUAAUUGAUAACGUCAGGUGGUGUCUGGAAAUGGCUUUGUCACGGCCUGUGACAGCCCUGGACAAUGAGAGGUUCACGGUGCAGUCAGUGAUGCUGAAGUACGCCGUCCCCAUUGUGCUGGCCGGGUUCCUGAUCACCAACGCUGUGCGCUUCAUUUUCAAAGCUCCUGGAAUCGCUUCUUGGCAGUACACUCUUCUUCAGCUGCAGGUGAAUGGUGUCUUACCCAUCCUUCCAUUGCUCUUUCCUGUCCUGUGGGUUCUUGCUACAGCCUUUGGAGAAGCCAGAGUCCUGGCCCAGAUGAGCAAGGCCUCAUCCACCUCACUGCUUGCUAAGUUUUCAGAGGACACUCUCAGCAGCUACACAGAGAUGGUAUCUUCUCAGGAAAUGAUUCGCUGUAUCUGGAGUCACUUCCUCUGUGUUUUAAAAGGCAAAUCCCCAACUCUGAGCUUCACUUCCAGCUUGCUCCACAGCCUGGGAUCUGUCACUGUGCUCUGCUGUGUAGACAAGCAGGGGAUUCUUUCCUGGCCAAACCCCAGCCCAGAGACUGUUCUGUUCUUCAGUGGGAAGGUGGAACCACCUCAUGAUAGCCAUGAAGAUCUGACUGAUGAGCUCUCUACACGGUCCUUCUGCCAUCCUGAGAUGGAAGAUGAGCCCCACGAAAGGGACGCUUUGCUCUCUGGGCCCUUGGCAGACACAGUCCACAUGACCAAUGAACAAGAGAGGAACAACUGGCCCGGUGACCCUGCAAAGCCUCCCGAUGCCCCUGCCCACCGGAAGCCGAACAGCAGAAGCAAACACCCCUCUGGAUCCAACGUGAGCUUCAGCAAGGACACGGAGGGUGGAGAGGAGGAGCACACUCAGGCUGCCGGGGACAGCGAGGUGUUGGCUUGCGAGGCUGAAGACUUCGUGUGUGACUACCACCUGGAGAUGCUGAGCCUGUCCCAGGACCAGCAGAACCCCUCCUGCAUCCAGUUUGACGACUCCAACUGGCACAUGCACCUGAACUCCCUGAAGCCCCUGGGCCUGAACGUGCUGCUCAACCUCUGCAACGCCGGCGUGACGGAGCGGCUGUGCCGCUUCUCCGACCACCUGUGCAACAUCGCCCUGCAGGAAACACACAACGCUGUGCUGCCUGUCCACGUGCCCUGGGGCCUCUGUGAGCUUGCCAGGCUAAUAGGUUUCACACCAGGUGCUAAAGAUCUUUUCAAGCAGGAGAACUAUUUGGCCUUGUACCGCCUGCCAAGUGAUGAGAUGGUUAAGGAAACAAUCCUGGGGAAGCUUUCAUCCAUCACCAAGAGGAGACCCCCCCUGAGCCACAUGAUUAACCUGUUUGUGAAGGACACCACUACCAGCACUGAGCAGAUGUUCUCCCAUGGGACAGCUGACAUCAUCCUCGAGGCCUGCACAGACUUUUGGGAUGGCACCGAUAUCUACCCCCUCUCUGGCUCUGACAGGAAGAAGGUGUUGGAUUUCUACCAGCGAGCCUGCCUGUCAGGAUACUGCUCUGCCUUUGCCUACAAGCCCAUGCAUUGUGCCUUGUCCUCCCAGCUCAAUGGGAAGUGCAUCGAGCUGGUGCAGGUCCCGGGGCAGAGCGCAAUCUUCACGAGCUGCGACCUCCCUGGGACAACCCCCAUCAAGCAGAGCAGCAGGAGGAAUAGCUGGAGCUCAGAUGAAGGGAUUGGGGAAGUGAUGGAGAAGGAAGACUGUAUCCAGGCUCUGAGUGGACAGAUCUUCAUGGGAAUGGUCUCAUCUCAGUAUCAGGCCCGUCUUGACAUUGUCCGCCUCAUUGAUGGAUUGGUCAAUGCCUGCAUCCGUUUUGUCUACUUCUCCCUGGAGGAUGAGCUCAAAAGCAAGGUGUUUGCUGAGAAGAUGGGUCUGGAGACCGGCUGGAAUUGCCACAUAUCCUUAACACCCAACGGUGACGUGCCUGGCUCGGAAAUCCCUCCCUCCAGCCCCAGCCACGCUGGCUCCCUGCACGACGACCUGCACCAGGUGUCUCGAGAUGAUGUGGAGGGGCUUCUGCUCAUGGAAGAGGAAGGGCACUCGGAUCUCAUCAGCUUUCAGCCAACAGACAGUGACAUCCCCAGCUUCCUGGAGGACUGCAACAGGGCCAAACUCCCUCGGGGGAUCCACCAGGUGAGACCCCACCUGCAGAACAUUGACAACGUGCCUUUGCUGGUGCCCCUGUUCACAGACUGCACCCCGGAGACCAUGUGUGAGAUGAUCAAGAUCAUGCAGGAGUAUGGGGAGGUGACUUGCUGUCUGGGCAGCUCUGCCAACCUUCGGAACAGCUGCCUCUUCCUGCAGAGUGACAUCAGUAUAGCACUGGACCCUCUCUACCCAUCUCGCUGCUCCUGGGAGACCUUUGGCUACGCCACCAGCACCACCCUGAGCAAUGUCUCUGAUGAGCUCACCCCCCUGCAGCUCUCAGGGCAGCUCAACAGCCUGCCCUGCUCCAUGGCCUUCCGCCAAGAGGAGAGUACCAGCAUCAUCCGGCUGAUAGAGCAGGCCAGGCACGCGACGUACGGGAUCCGCAAAUGUUUCCUCUUCCUGCUGCAGUGCCAGCUGACCUUGGUUGUCAUUCAGUUCCUCUCCUGCCUGGUGCAGCUGCCCCCCAUCCUCAGCACCACAGACAUCGUGUGGCUCUCCUGUUUCUGCUACCCACUGCUCAGCAUCUCGCUCCUGGGCAAGCCUCCCCACAGCUCCAUCAUGACCAUGGCAACAGGAAAAAACUUGACUUCCAUCCCCAAGAAGACUCAGCACUACUUCCUGUUCUGCUUCCUGCUGAAAUUCAGCCUGACCAUCUGCUCCUGCCUCAUCUGCUUUGGGUUCACACUGCAUGAGUCCUGCAAAGAGGUGAAUGCCACCAGCCUCAAUCUCACAGCCUGCUCCUCCAUCAUGCUGCACAGCAAUGCCGAUGGUGCUCCUGACUGGUUUGGGACAUUUUCCAACGCUCUUCUUGUAGCCCAGAAGCUCGCAGCUGGCCUGAUUGUUUUGCACACAGUGUUCAUAUCCAUCACCCACGUCCAUCGCACCAAGCCCCUGUGGAAGAAGAGCCCCCUCUCCAACCGCUGGUGGACGCUCACUGUGGCUGUUGUAUUGCUGGGGCAAGUGGCACAGACUGUGCUGGACCUGAAACUCUGGGAAAACCUCGAUUCUUCUUUGACCUUUAACCACGUUUCCAUCUCCCCCGUCUCAUGGCUCCUGGGUUUUCUUUCCUUGGUCCUUGUGGUUAUCAUCAAUGAGAUUGUCAAGCUGCACGAGAUCAGGGUCCGGGUCCGUUACCAAAAGAGGCAGAAGUUGCAGUUUGAAACCAAGCUGGGGAUGAAUUCGCCAUUUUAAAUGCUCCCAGCUCAAGUUCCCUGGAGCCAGGGCCAAACAGCCACACCCUGCCCCAGGAGAGAGGCUGCACCAAAGGCUCAGGGAGUUUUCCCUCUCACAUGCGAACCAGACAGCCUCCUGGCCAAAGUACAUCAGCACCUUGCCGGGCCCCAGGCAGGGAUCCCCCCCCAGGUAUGCUGCCCCUCCCCAGCCUGCCAGGGUACACUCACAGGAGCCUGCAAGCUCUGGUGCCUCUUCAGGCUGCUCUUCCUUUCUUUAUUUAUUACUAGAGGUGUUUGUUAGUAUCAUGGUGAUGCUGAAAUGAAGCGACUCCUUUCCUCUGUGGGAGCAGAUGGAUCUCCUGGGCCUGGCAGGAGAAUCUGGGGCCAGCAGGGGAGAUGGAGGUCUGCUGAAACAAGAGACCUCUGUUGAAACCCGUUUUGUUUUCCCCUCUCUGCCUGCUCUCCCCCUGUGCAUGCCUGUGCAUGCCCUCACCCGCCUCCCCGUCCCUGUGUCCUGGGGCAAAGGAGCCAUCCCUCUUGCAGUUCCAGGAGUGCUGGGAGCCAGGUGGGGACUGGAGCUUGCAUUCCUGAGGGGACAAUGGGAAGGGUCUCUGGCAGGGCGCUGAGACAGCCAAGCUGGGCCAGGCCUGCCCUCUAGUGUUGUUGCUGAGUCCUUAUCCCGGCUGUUGAGUGCUUCAGAAGAGGGAUGAGACACGGCUUUAGGAAAAGCUGCCCCCGUUUGACCGUCUGAUCUGGUGCAGGGGGAGUCAGGAGGGCAGCUCUGCCUGCCUGCAGGGAGCCAGCACGGCUCAGCUUCCUCCAGCCCUGUUGAACGAGCUUUUAUCUGCUUUACCAACCCCAGAGAGGUUUAUAACCGUUCUCCUGUUUGUGAUCCCAACUGCUGUUCUGCUUGAGUAACACAACACGCCUGCUUGAGAGAGCCACAGCCAGAGAUAAACCCUGAGCCCCUGCAUAUCCCACCCUGGAGGGAGGGGGAUGUCCUUCCUGGCAGGAUAUCUGCAACUCCCAGUUGUGACUCAGACAGAGCUGGUGGAUGGCUCCUUCCCCAAUCUCAGGAUUGUGCUGCAUCCAGUAUGUUCUCUCCAAGGCACAGGGAACCCCCCUUGUCAUGUCUUUCUGUGACAGUGCUGGCAAGUCUCUCCCCUCCAUGCUAAUGCCUUCACACAGAAUCACAGAAUGGUUUGGGUUGGAAGGGACUUUAAGGCUCAUCUAGUUCCACCCCCCUGCCCGUGGGCUGGGAUGUCACAGACCAGGUUGCUCCAAGCCCUGUCCAGCCUGGCCUUGGACACUUCCAGGGAUGGGGCACCCACAGCCUCCCCAGGUGACAUUUGUUCCCUGUUUUUCUGGAGGUCUCUUGGUUUGUCUGGGGGGUCCCUCCCCUGAGGGUUUGCUGCAAACCAGGAUCUGCCCCAGUGCAGCAGCCCUGCUCUGAGCUCUGAGCAGAACCCAGCUGUACUGGGAGCACUGGUGCUGUUGUGGGCUGAAGGACAAGAGCCACACAGGAGCACACAGGUUUGGCUGCCGGAGUAUUUGCAGCUCAUGGAGAUGUCGUCUCCAGUUCUAAAAACUGAUCAAACCUGGUAAAUCCUGGCCCUGUUUUUGUUCUAAUAUUAACACUACAAUUGGCUGUUACUUCCCUGUUGGUACCAGGGGCUAAUGAAUGGUAGCUGGUCCCUCCUGGGCAGGCAGGGAGCUCGCUGGAACCCCCACACCCUGCCUUGCUGCUCCACCUUGUCUUCCUCACUUUUCAGCAUAACCAGAGAGCACAGACACAGCUUUGUGUCUCUAAGCAAUACCCUCUCCCCACUGUGGGUCUGGUAGGGGAGCAAAGCUGGGUACAGGCAGUCCCUGAGCUCUGGGGACACAGGGGGGCCGCUGGAGAGGAGCAGCUGGGGGUGUUCUGAGGCCUGGACCCCAUUCCUGCAGCUGGAGAGUGGAUGUGGAGAUCCCACGCCAGCAGGAUUGCACGGGAUUGGGAGCCAGCAGCUCGCUGGCAGCUCCUCCUGCAGCCUGGGUCUGAACUCUGCCCUCACUCCCCUGGCACUUGCAGAGCCUCCUGGCUCAGGGAGAACAAGCUGCACCUUUCCCAGCCUCAACCCACUAAAUGCCAGCUCCAGGUCUGUUACACCUGGCACCUGAGAAAUCAGCUUUUCCUUCCUGAGGCCAGGGUUGGAUCACAGGCGUGGUGCGAUCUCCUCUGAGCUGGAGGCAGAGGCAGCCCAGAGCUGCUCACUGCUGUCCCUGCAGAGCAGCUUUCCCCCCUCCCAGACCUCAGCUCUUGCCCUGUGCCAGAACUGUCUUGGGUGAUAAAAGGCAGCAGAUUCCAGGGCUUCCUGCUGGCCACACCUUCUUCUUAGAGGAGGCACCUCCAAGGUUUCCUUCUCUGGGGUGAUCACAAAUGUUUAUUUUCCUGCAUCCUCCUUCCCCUGCUAGACUUGGAGGGAGCUGAGGCGUACGAAUGGAGCCUUUUGGAUGGUCUUGCCAAUGCCUCCCUUCCCUCAGCCACCUUGAGGUGUCCAAGGGUCAGGGUGCAUGGCUUCAGAGGGAAAUUUCCUACAUCAAGAUGUUUUUAAAUGCUGUAUAUUUUAUAUUAAAUUUUUUGGGAUGUAUGUAAAAAUAUUUCAUUUGUAUUAAAACUUGUAAAAUUGUAUUAAAAAAAAAAAUAUUAACAAACCCAGACCCACACGCAUCCAGUAUAUAUGAAUGGCAAUAAAUGAUUGUCUUGGAUAACACA
This is a messenger RNA of Empidonax traillii (willow flycatcher), 6981 nucleotides long. RefSeq names its product transmembrane protein 94 (gene TMEM94). NCBI's taxonomy places the organism in Eukaryota, Metazoa, Chordata, Aves, Passeriformes, Tyrannidae. The transcript is spliced from 32 exons. The record is from RefSeq and is a predicted model, not a curated record. The coding region runs from base 163 to 4245 and encodes 1360 amino acids.